AUGCCUGAACCGAAAGCUUCCAAGAAGGGCGCGAAGAAAGCCGUGUCCAAAGCGCAAGCCAAGGGCGGCAAGAAACGUAGGAGAACCAGGCGAGAGACUUACUCCAUCUACGUCUACAAGGUAAUGAAACAAGUUCACCCCGACACCGGCAUCUCCUCGAAGGCCAUGAGCAUUAUGAAUUCGUUCGUGAACGAUAUUUUCGAGCGCAUUGCGGGCGAGGCUUCCCGCCUGGCUCAUUAUAACAAACGCUCGACCAUCACUUCUCGGGAGAUCCAGACCGCCGUGCGCCUGUUGCUGCCCGGGGAGCUGGCCAAGCACGCCGUGUCAGAAGGGACAAAGGCGGUGACCAAGUACACCAGCUCCAAGUGAAGCCGCAGAAAGUGUUGACAUAAACCCAACGGCUCUUUUAAGAGCCACUCACAAUUUCCAGGGAAGAGUUUUACUAAUGUUCGACAUUGGAUCGCAAUCAAUUUGUCUUUGAAAGAUUUUACUCCCAAAGGGAAUAAAGUACAAGUCUACAAAACCUCUCCUUGCAGAGGAUGCAUAGAGAGAGUGAACCUUGCCACACCACUGGUAUGGCCGCAGCUGGAGAACCAUGUCCAUGUCUGGUAAAGAUGGAACAGCUUUAGAUGGUUUGACUGAACUGGUCACAGCAGUGAGGGAUCUAAUCACUGCACCAACUGAAACACAUUGCCUUUCUCCUUGGUGAAUACAGCUGAGAACUAUUCACUUCAUGCCCUGCCCGCCUCUUCUAGUGUCACGUACUCAGUGACGGGAAUAACCAGCAGAAAUAGAAAACACUUUGGAGUCCAGUAUUUCUAUUAACUAAUAAUAUUUAUUAGUAACUAUGCAAUACAGUAAUAUAAAUAUGGAUAAAUCAAACAGGUUAGCAAUUAUUAUAUACAAGUAAGUAAAUCAGUAAGUGUGGAAAUAUUUGUGGAAAAGAAGCUUCUUUAAGUCUAGGGGUAAAAAGAUACAGUCUGGACAAGGACUCAGAACCUAGGUCUUGACUUGGGCUCGGACCCUGGAACUAGGUGAGGACAUGACUUGGCUACAGUACUGGACGAAGCUCGGGUUCUUCGAGGCGAGGACGUGAUGAGGCAUGUGUUUGUCUCCAAUCUAGAGAUUGGACAAAGACCCAGAACCUGAGUCUUCACUGAGGCUCGGACUCCGGAACUAGGCAAAGACAUGAUGGUGUCUUGGGAGACAGGAACCUCAGAGCUUUGGACGAGGACUGGGCACUCGGAGCCUUGGACGAGGACUGGAUGCUUGGAGCCUUGGUCUAGAGCAUGGGAACACAGAGCACUGGACUUGAGAGACAGGAACAUGGAACACAGAGCCGGGACCCCUCCUUAGGAAUAGGAUGUAGGGCCAGGACUCAUACACAGAAUGCUGAAUACGACAAGUUGGUUCCCAACACUAGGUAGCGGCAAACGGCCGGACCUACCUAGAUAAGGUGAGGACACACAGACGGUUCCCAACAUUAGGUAGCGGCAAACAGCCAGACCUACCUAACGAAAGUGUGGACACAGAGACAGUUCCAACUCAACGAUAGACAGUUCCUUAUCUUGACACAGCAAGGCUCUGGUCUCGCUCUGGUGGUAGAACUUGACAAGGUUGCAGGCAAGGCUCCAGACACAGGUUGCAGGCAAGGCUUCAGAAGGAAGGGGAAGGGAAGGGAACAGUCCAGCCUCAGGGUAACAGCAAAGAUGGCCUGGCUUACCCAGUGGAGGCAAGGACAGGAGGGGACAGAUCUAACUGCAGGGUAAUGGCAAAAACAGCCUGACUUACCCCACAGCGGCAAGGAUGGGAUACUGACGAGAUAAACCAGCACCCACACUCGAACCCAGGGCCACUUAUAUCCCCAGCCCCAAGAUGAGCAUCAGGUGCCUAUGAUUAAGCCCAAAUGAAACAAGGGACAGCUGGAAGACCUGGAGUCCGGAGUCCAAGGACCGGACCAUGAACCAGAACACGGACUUCAUGGACCGGACCAUGACAGCGGAGACUACAGCAAAUACGUCAAACUGGGAGAAAACUAACCACACAGAUCCAUGAACAUGUCUCUACCCAUGAAGAACAAAAAGGGCACAAAUUCGACUGAGCAUCAGUGAACAUCGUGGUGCAAGCAAACACAUGGCAUGCAAGAGAAUUCCUAGAAGCAUGGUAAACAAACCUGUAGACCUCAAUCCUAUUUAUGAGCCAAUGCAGGCAAAAUGCCAGACCACAAUGCAUGGAAUUCGUCAAACAACCAAUCAGCAACCAGAUUUCCUCUCCAUAACUCAAGUAAGUUUUUAAAAUGAUAACUGAUCAGCUGACUAAUAAGUAUAUAAAGACCAGGCAUUCGGAUGACACACCACAUUUUACAGCUCACUGACGAUGUCCCCUUAUAUGGUGAAAAGUUUGUAAGUAAAUUGCCAAUAUCGGAGAACAACCCAACCCAAUUCAUUAAUGUUUAUAUUAUUAACAUUUAUUGAGCACUUCCUUAAUCUUGGUUGCCACUGAUAAUUUGUGACUUGUCUUUGCCCUUCGAAUUUCUCUACCCAUGAAGGAGAGGGGCACAAAUUUGACUGGGCAUCUGCCAAAGUCAUGGCACAAGCAAACACAUGGCAUGUAAACUCUGCAAAUUCUCUAUACUGCUGAAGGUCUCCCUAUUCUUCAAUGCUCUUUCCCUGUCGCAUCAUCAUUAUCAUUAUGUGCUGUUUCGUAUGAUGUUGGUGAUCAUAGUCUUCCAUCUCUCUUUAAUCUGAAUAUAUUCUUAUUCUUUUCUCUAUCCAUGAUCAUGAUUGUUCUUGGCAAAUUUUUUCACAGAAGUGGUUUGCUAUUGACUUCUUUUGUGUUGUGACUUUACAAGACAGUGACCCUAUCAAUACUUUUCAGAGGUUGUCUACCUGGCAUCAGUGGUCACAAAACAAGGAAGUGAUAUGCACCAGCUGCUCAUAUGACUAUCUACCACCCGUGCCCAUGGCUUCAUGUGAUCCUGAUUGAGGUGAUAAGCAAGUGUAACCUUGUUCAAGGGGGAUCUGAGGUGAGUGGAGAGAAGGAAUGCCUUGCAUCUCCUUCCCAUCACUCAUUAUCUACCACAUGCUUCUUAUUAUUUCAGUAGCACCUCAACACCAUUUCACAUCCAGGAAUCCCUGAACCUGCCAAAAUUGCCCUUUACUCCCACAAAAAUACAACUUAAAAAAACUGAGGUGCAAGGGAGUGCUUGUGCAGGAUAUCCUAAAGGUUAACUUGCAGGUUGAGUCGAUGGCAAAUGCAAUCAAUGUUAGCAUUUUAUUUGAGAGGACGAGAAUAUAACAGCAAGGAUGUAACGCGAAGGCUUUAUGAAUCACUGGUCACACCAAACUUGGAGUAUUAUGAACACUCAUGCUCCCCUUAUUUCAGAAAAGAUGUGCUGGCAUUGGAGGGGGUCCAGUGGAAUGAUUCCGGUAAUGAAAGGUGGGGAUCAACACCGCUCUUGUGAGGAGGAUCAUGGAGGCCUGCAAGGAGAAGGCUGGGGAGAGCUUUCUGGGAACAUUGUCCGUGCACCCGGUGUUUCGAGCUGCUUUUGAGGAAGUGCAUGGCUGCAUUGGGCCGGAUACCAAAUUUAAAUGAGGAACUGUGUGGUUCCCCCAGUCAAAGCCACUGGUGGUCCGGCCUGAGGAAGUAGUAAGAGUGAUGGGGACCCCCAAUUUUUGCAGAGUGCCUGAGGGUGAGGCACUCUUUGUGGAUGCUCCGGAAGACUUUGAGGGUGAGCCGGGAUUUCUUGCUGGGCUACUGGUGAGGCCCAAAUUGCAGAAGCCCUUGGUUGUACAGGCAAGCAGUAUUAAAUUAGAUUAGAUUAGAUUAUGAGGACGCUCAGUCCUCGUUUAUUGUCAUUCAGAAAUGCAUGCAUUAAAAAAUGAUACAAUGUUCCUCCAGAAUGAUAUCACAAGAAACACAGGACAAACCAAGACUAAAACUGACAAAAACACAUAAUAAUAACGUAUAGUUACAACAGUGCAAAACAAUACUGUAAUUUGAUGAAGAGCAGACUAUGGUCACUGUAAAAAAAAAAAGUCUCAAAGUCCUGAUAGCCCCAUCAUCUCAUACGGACGGUAGAAGGGUGAAACUCUCUCUGCCAUGAACCUCCAAGCGCCGCAAACUUGCCGAUGCAGCACCAUUGGAAGCAUGGCAGAGAUUGUCAGGAACACUACGAAGAGGGAGGUCACCUUCAAGCAGGGGAUCUCCCGGCAAAUCUGUUCCUGGUGAUGGUAAUAUCUAGUGUUCCUGUGAGCAAGCCAGGGAGAAACUAUUGGAAAAAGGAGGAAAGUUGAUUGCUGAUUCAUUCAAAUUCGGGGACUCCCCGGUUCUUUGUAACCGGGCAACACAUCACACAGCAUCAACACAAAUGAGAUUUCUCAGUUUGGCGGGGGCAGAAGCUGACUUCCCCUAGACAAACACGUGCAGGCUGAGCCUGAGGGUUACACAUAAAAUUUUCUUGAAUCUUCCUCAUGACUUUUCAUUUUCCUUUUGGCCAUCAUAAUUCCCUCUUGAGCUCUAGGAACAAAGAACAAUACAGGCCAGUUGACCCAAGAUAUUGUGCUAACCAGGAUGUCAAUUUAUACUACAUGUCCCCCUUCUGUAUAUCAUCCAUAUCCCCCCUGUCCCUUCAUAUUCACAUGUCCAUCUAAAAGCCUUUUAAACUCCAGCAAACUGUCUGUUUCCAUUACUAGCUAACCUAGUAAUAAUAAUAACUAGCAUGUACUCUGGUGUUUGACAUUUCUACCAUGGGGAAAAGAUUCCGAUGAUCUAACCCCAUCUAUUCCUCGCAUAAUUUUAAAAACCUCCUUUGGUCCCUUCCUCUGCCAUUAAUAUUCUAUGAAAAACAUAAGUCUGUCCAACAUUUACAUUGAGCUCCUUCACUCUAACCCAGGUAGAGUCCUGGUGAACCUCUUCUGCACCCUUUCCAGAGCAUUCAUCCUUCCUAUACUAGCACAACCAGAACUGCACACGACGCUCUAGUGUUGUCUGAUUCAAGUUUCACAGAGGUGCAGUUCGACUUCCUUACUGUUGUAUUCAGCACCUCUGCUAGUGUAAACAAUACAGCGUGCAGUGAGACUGUGAGAAAGGACAAGCUGAUGGGGCAAAAUUGAAAAGUGUUAUGAAUACAGGACUAGAGGUGGUAGAUUUGAAUGCUCACAGUAUAGGGAAUGUUAGAUGAUCUUGUAGCAAGAUGGCAACAGUGGUGGAGGUGGAUACGAUAGGGUCUUGUAAGAGACUUUUGGAUAGGUACAUGGAGCUUAGAAAAACAGAGGGCUAUGGGUAAGCUGAGUAAUUUCUAAGGUAGGCUCAUGUUCGCCACAACUUUGUGGGCUGAAGGGCCUAUAUUGUGCUGUAGGUUUUCUCUGUUUCUAUAAGGAGGAAUACAGGGAGCCUUUUCUCGUUAACUGCCUGAGAUGAGUGGUGAUCCACACGUGUCAGUGUUCGGACCGCUUCUUUUUACAUGUUAAUAAUAUGGACGAUGGAAUUGGCGGCUUUGUGGUCAGGUUUGUGGAUAUGAAGCUUGGUGGUGUUACAGGGAGUGUUGUUGAGGCAGGGUGUCUGCAGAAGGACUGAGACAGAUUGGGAGAAUGGUCAAAGAAUGGCAGCCGGAAAGUAGUGGAGGCCAUGCACUCUGGUAGAAGGAAUAAAAGCUUCCAGUAAUUUUCAACGGGGGGAAUACCCAAAACUCAAACCACCUCCCCACCCCCAGUCAGCUUCAAACCGAUGAAGGAAAAGCAGCCAAUUGCAGCACUGAAACCUGGUAAUGGACACUUCCCUUAGAACCAAUCAGAGGGAAUUGGGCGGCCCUUCAUCAACCCUUUAAAAGCCAGCCACGCACUCUUCUCCGUCUUUUCAAUUUCCGUAAUUCAGAUUAC
This is a messenger RNA of Mobula hypostoma (lesser devil ray), 5879 nucleotides long. Its product is annotated as histone H2B 1/2-like. Gene Ontology annotation, cellular component: nucleosome. NCBI's taxonomy places the organism in Eukaryota, Metazoa, Chordata, Chondrichthyes, Myliobatiformes, Myliobatidae. Gene Ontology annotation, molecular function: structural constituent of chromatin; DNA binding; protein heterodimerization activity. The transcript is spliced from 2 exons. The coding region runs from base 1 to 369 and encodes 122 amino acids. The record is from RefSeq and is a predicted model, not a curated record.